AUUCAUUUUCUGUCGAGAUUUCGUUUGUGCGGUGCUUUAUUUCUAUCUUUCUUUUAAUAUUCCGUACACAUGUCCAUUUGCAGGGAAAGUUUGUUGAAAGCACUCUUCACAAUAGCCUAUCUGAAAUGGAAAAGAAUGAUGAUGCAGCUUCCCCAUACGCAGCAUGCCGCCAUAUUAAACGGACACAACCGGACAUCUCCGUUGACGAAGCAAUAGUAAAGACCUUCUCCAACGACUUUAGAGUACUACCCUUAUUCGAAAAGAAGCUAUUUGACUACACGCGCGUGCGCCACUACUCUCUGCGACGCAACCGUUUGUUAGGGUGCCGCUGGCGGCGGUAUAUCGACACCAAUAUGGGCCGAGAGCGGAACCCCUUCCAGUUUCCCAAAGUCGACGACUUCCACUUCUACAACUACCACAAUCGGUACGCGCCAUCGCAAUCGAUUUGCAAAAUCGCUCGCCACCACCGACAACUCGCGCCGGGUCCCGGGGUCGACAAAUACGGGCAAAUGCCCAUCCCUGACGACAUGCAUUUGCGCAAAACCGUCGGCAUUGCCAAGAAGUGGGUCUAGUCGGCCAUUUUGUUAACCGCCAUCUUGUGAAGCCCGCGAUUUCGAAUAGGUUUUUA
Ostrinia nubilalis (European corn borer) is the source of this 628-nucleotide messenger RNA. RefSeq lists its product as uncharacterized. NCBI's taxonomy places the organism in Eukaryota, Metazoa, Arthropoda, Insecta, Lepidoptera, Crambidae. Bases 126 to 572 code for a protein of 148 amino acids. The transcript has 3 exons. The record is from RefSeq and is a predicted model, not a curated record.